This is a messenger RNA of Maudiozyma saulgeensis, 1593 nucleotides long. NCBI's taxonomy places the organism in Eukaryota, Fungi, Ascomycota, Saccharomycetes, Saccharomycetales, Saccharomycetaceae. The record is from the annotation of a GenBank genome assembly.
AUGAACCGAUUACUGCUUGGAAGAAAUUACAAAAUUGUGUCCAUACCUAGGAUUUCUAGUAAACAUUAUGUAACCAACUGGACAAGGGAUUACUCAAGUCUUUUAUCACACAAGCAAUCUAAGAAGGUAUCUGUUCAACCAAACUAUCCCGUAGUCACUAGAUUUGCUCCAAGUCCCACUGGGUCGUUGCAUAUAGGGUCCUUAAGGACUGCUCUUUACAAUUUUCUACUUGCUCGUAAUACUAAGGGUAAAUUCAUUUUACGAUUAGAGGAUACUGAUAGAACAAGAUUAAAACCAGAAGCAGAACAAAAUAUAUAUGAUACAAUGAAAUGGUGUGGAUUUAAUAUAGAUGAAGGUCCUAUUAAACAAAGUGAAAGGAAAGAAAUAUACGCUGAACAUAUUAAAAAAUUACUGGAUAAAGGGCUUGCUUAUCGUUGUUUCUGUAGUAAAGAGAAACUAGAGGCAUCGAGAUUAGAUGGGUAUGAUAGACACUGUCUCCAUUUGACAGAAGAACAGAUUUCGACAGAAAUGAAGGAGAAUAAUGGAAAAUUUAUUGUUAGAUUUAAAGCACCUGAAAAGUAUGAGAGUUUUGCUGACCUAUUACACGGUGAAGUUAAUAUUCAAGAUAGAAAGGAUAGAAUUGGUUAUGAUGAUCUUGUCCUAGUGAAAUCUGAUGGUAUGCCAACGUAUCAUUUUGCAAACGUUGUUGAUGACCAUCUUAUGGGUGUUACGCAUGUUAUAAGAGGAGAUGAAUGGUUACCUUCUACACCUAAACAUAUCAUGUUGUAUAAAGCAUUUGGUUGGACCGCACCAAAAUUUAUCCAUAUUCCAUUAUUAACAAGUGUUGAAAGUGAUAAAAAAUUAAGUAAAAGAAGGAAUGAUGCUUCGGUAUUAGCAUUAAAAGAGAAAGGAAUCUUACCAGAGGCUCUGAUAAAUUUUUGUGCCUUAUUAGGUUGGUCUCCUCCGAGAGAUGUAGCUCAAAGGAAUCAUGAAUGUUUUACGCUUGAGGAAUUGACUCAAUUGUUUAACCUUGAUCAUUUAACGAAGGGGAAUGUCAAAGUUGAUAAUAGCAAGCUGUUAUUCUUUAACAAACAUUUUUUACAAAAGAGAAUUGACAAUGAAGAACAAUUAAAUGAAUUAGUUUUGAAUGUUGUUCCUAAAGUGUCUGCUCUAUUUGGAAUCCCAAUUGAAGUACAAUUGAAAGAGAAGGUGAAAUUAAUACUCAAGGAUUGUGGCCACUGUUUGAAUACUAUCAAUGAUUUCCAAGAAGAAUUUUCAUAUUUCUUUAAACUACCAGAUUAUACCGGCCAAUCUGAGGAAACACAAAAGUUCAUUAAGGGUAGCAAUAAAGAUAAAAUUAUAUCUAUCCUCGAAGCCUCUAGAACUAAACUACAAUCAUCUACUAUUCAGGAAACGAUAUCUGAGAUCACAAAGACUUUGGGUGUCAGUAAGAAACUUUUAUUCCAAUCUCUUCGUUUUGCUCUUUCUGGUAAUGUGUCAGGUGCCAAAAUUCAUGUUAUUUUAGAUAUAUUAGGUGAUGCCGAAUCUCGAAAUAGACUUGAAGUAGCAAUCAGAUAUUUAAAAACUAUGUAA